This is a messenger RNA of Salarias fasciatus (jewelled blenny), 479 nucleotides long. RefSeq names its product probable pancreatic secretory proteinase inhibitor. Lineage: Eukaryota; Metazoa; Chordata; Actinopteri; Blenniiformes; Blenniidae. The record is from RefSeq and is a predicted model, not a curated record. Gene Ontology annotation, molecular function: protein binding; serine-type endopeptidase inhibitor activity. The coding region runs from base 85 to 333 and encodes 82 amino acids. The transcript has 4 exons.
GCCAUCACAAACACACUGCCGCUGCACGGAGACACACCAGGAGCCAAUCAGACAGACUUACCUGACGCCAAGAUCUCAUUCUCAAUGUUUGCGAGGAAGCUGAUGCUCAUGGGCGUGCUGGCUCUGUGCUGCACAGAUGCUGAGGACAAGUCUGGACUCUACAGGAGGCCCUCCUGUGUGGGGAUGAGUUUGACUCAGGCUUGUCCUCUGAAUUACUCCCCGGUGUGCGGCAGCAACGGCGUCACCUACCCCAACGAGUGCUCCCUGUGCGUCUACAGACUAGAGACGAGCGCGGACGUCCUGAUCGUGAAGGAUGGACCCUGCUCCGGAUGACACCGUCAAGACGGACUGAUGACCUCUGACCCCUCAUGUCAUCACAUGCAUCACAUGACUGCUUUUUGAAUGUAGCUUCCAGAUGUGAACGUCUGUGCUGAGAUUGCAUUUAUAUUUUCAUAUUUCUGUCACAUUUUUCAACAAUA